This is a messenger RNA of Aphanomyces astaci, 1811 nucleotides long. RefSeq lists its product as hypothetical. The record is from RefSeq and is a predicted model, not a curated record. Lineage: Eukaryota; Oomycota; Saprolegniomycetes; Saprolegniales; Verrucalvaceae. The transcript has 6 exons. Bases 1 to 1575 code for a protein of 524 amino acids.
AUGACAACAACACUGCCAGCGCCAUCGGCGGAUCACUCGCUCUUGUCGCCUCCCUCUGCGCCAUCGGUGAUGUCCCCAGCUGAUGAUUCUGGCUCGAGAUCAUCUGGUUUACCACCCAGGAGGCCGCCGUCCAUCACCACGAGCAGUACAGAUCCAACAGAGGCUGCAGCGAAUGAAUCUGCGGCGGCGGCAGUUCCGGCGAACGAAACGAGGAACCAAUCCAAGUACGACUUUGUCAAGGUGCGUGUAUGGGUGGGGGACCACUUCUACGUGCUAUCGCGCUACUUGGUCUCUCGCGCGCUCGUGUCGACGAAAAUCAACUCACGGGAUGCCGUGACAAUCUCCCUCGAGCUGAAAAAGACUCUUGUGGACUUGGCCCUCACGGACAUCGAGCAAGAGCAGUUUGAGAACUUCCUGUACAAGACCAUGUUGGUUUAUGGGUAUGGUGAGUCGCACGUCGAGUGCUACCGCAUGAUGAGUUCGUUUCACCGGAAUCGCACGCCGCUCUUGAUCAUCUUGGCCGGCACGUCGUGCCUUGGCAAAUCCACGCUGGCCACCAAGCUGGCGGAUCGGCUCAACUUGUCGAGUGUGUUGCAGACAGACCUCAUCUUCGAGCUUAUGUGCAACUUCUCGGGAAAGUCGGAAACAUCCUUGUCGGACACCGUGUUUGCGUCAGACGAAGCGCUGUUGGCGCAGUACACGGAAGACUGUUCCAUCGUUCGUAAGGGGGUGAACAGCGACAUCGACAAGUGCUUAAAGGAAGGCAAGUCGCUAAUCAUCGAAGGCCUCCACAUCGACCCGCGGCUGUACCAAGCCGAAGUCGGCCACACUGUCCCGUCUGGAGGCAUCGUCAUUCCGUUCCUGCUCACGAUCGACCCCGAAGACCACAAGUCGUUCAUUGAAUCGUCGCCCGAUCCGCGGUACAAGCUCGAGAAGGCCGCCAACUGCUUCAAAAGCCUGCAGGUGGUGCAGACGUACCUGAAGAAGGACUCGGCGCCGUUCAUUGAAGUGCCCGUGGAUAUCCACUCGCUGCAUGGAACCCUCGAUGCCAUGCACGACGUCGUGCUGCAGCGCAUAGAACAGGUCUACCGCAGCACCGGAUUUGGCACGUUCCUGGCCUACGUCAUCGCUGUGUCAAUUACCAAUUCGCUCACUACAACUAACAUGCUCGAACGCUUCGGCCCGCUUGCCAUCGCCGCGGGAAUCAUGGUCGUCGGCCUUGCUGCAUUGACCACCACCAGCAGCACCCAUACCAGAAGCGCAAGGCUGGUCAAAGCACGCACCAGUCGACCGUGUCGCCUGUCUGCGAGUGCGCAACCCGCGAAACAACGCCGCUCCUAUCGUCGCAGUCGACCGGCCAACAUCAGCCUCAACGACAGGACGCUUCGCCUGGCCCCACGGCGGUUCCCUCUGUACGCCAUUCCUGAAGACGAAGUCUCGACGUUGUCAAAACCAUCAUCGACUCCUUCGAAAACAGACAUGGACAUUGCAUGGAACAUCCAUGCCAUGACAAAAUCCCCAUCCUUUCGUGACGGUGACCUGUUCGCGUCGACACCAUCCGUGGCCGUUAGCUAAUGCGAAAGCUCCUGUCUCUGUUCUAUGCAUUCUCGACCAUCGGUUCCACGUUCCAUGUCCCCCUGCGUUUGGUCUUUACUCAGUUGUACCCUCGCAACCCUGCCACGAAUCCCAUCACGACCGCCACCAUCAAGCUGUACGGUUUCCGCCGUUCAAACAAAACGACUCCACGCGACAAAGAUAGAUGAUUGUGCAUUGUUCGUGUUAAAACAUAUCGAAUGGGUUGCUCGACGCUG